Molecule: messenger RNA, 2573 nt
Organism: Aricia agestis (brown argus)
Lineage: Eukaryota; Metazoa; Arthropoda; Insecta; Lepidoptera; Lycaenidae
Product: transcription regulator protein BACH1-like
Exons: 5
Coding region: 87-1340 (417 amino acids)
Biological process (GO): regulation of transcription by RNA polymerase II
Cellular component (GO): nucleus
Molecular function (GO): protein binding
Source: RefSeq, a predicted model, not a curated record
UAUAAAGAUUUCUGAUUCUAUUGUAAUUUGUAAAAACAAUAAAAAUUCAUGUUGUAUUUACCAAAAAUGGAUAUAAGUGAUUAAAAAUGGACCAACAGUUUUCACUAUCUUGGAAUAACUUUCAUGGCAAUUUGAGUAACGGAUUCGCCGGCUUGCUGGGCAAUGGUGAAUUCGUAGAUGUAACAAUUGCAGUCGAGGGUCACCUUCUACAAGCGCACAAAGUUAUACUUUCAAUAUGCUCACCAUACUUCAAGAAAAUGUUUCAAUUGAAUCCGUGUCAACAUCCCAUAGUUGUACUAAGGGAUGUAACACACAAGGCAAUGAGAGAUUUACUUCAGUUUAUGUAUCAUGGUGAGGUUAGUGUGAAGAGAGAAGAUCUCACUAGUUUCAUUAGCACAGCUGAAGUAUUGCAAAUCAAAGGCUUAACAAAUAAAGAGACUGAUGAAGAAAACUUUGAAGCUGAGAAGGAGGUGCCUAAGCAAAGCUUGGAUGUACAAAGAAGUCCAGAGGCGGAAACAGGCUCAGAUGUGUACAACACAAACAGUGAAGCUUCCGAUCACUGUGAAACCGAAUUAUUGAAACAGAGAGAAUUCAUUGAGAAAUUACAAAGAAUCAGCAAUUUAAAACGAAAAUCUGAUGAGUACCUUCAAAAAAAGUAUUACACUGAAACACAUAAUUUAGAAAAGAGGCCUAAACCCACAGAGAAGUAUGUGAAAAUCAAUCAAGCACACCAGAAAAAUAAUUUUGAAAAUAUUAAAAGUAUUUUUGAAGACAAUUCUUUGAAUAUCACAAAAUCAAUCAAUACUAAUAUACUACAGAAUAAUACGGACAAGGAAUGUAAUGACAAAAAUCACAGUGAAACUUCUGUGGAAAGCCCAAUUGAUUUAAAAAUGGAAUGUGAUGACAAUGAUAUUAUUGUAUCUGACCCAGCAGUUUGUACUACACCUAAGUCCUAUGACUCCAGGGAGGUUAACAAAGUUACUACGCCAGUUGAAUAUCAGUCUCCACAAGACAAUUGUACCGGUUUGAGCGCAUUGUUUAUGGAUCUUAAGAAUUUAGUUAACGGUAAAUUUACUAACACGUUCGGGACUAACGGCACCGAAGAGAUGCCGAAACAUAUAUCCGAACAUCGUCUGGUGACCAUACCGCAAAAGGAAGACGGGAAGAAGAAGUAUCCUCAGCGUUCCUGUAGAUUGUGCUGGAGAAUCGGUAAACGUCGCGACACCAGGUUCAUGUGCAGCUGCUGUGAACUUCCAUUCUGUAAAGCGCCAUGCUUUGAAAUACACUUUCACGAUGUGUUCAGGGUGUCUCAGUUACAAGGAGAUUAUUAUGCUACUUAAAUAUUUUUAUACCUAAAUACUUACCUCUAAGAGGCAAUAUAUAUUUUUAUACGACUAGUGAAUAGUGAUACACAAUCUGAAUCCAAGAUUCGUUAAAUUCGGGACCAAAAUUAUAUAUUCGUAAAUUAACAGAGAUGUAUUGUGUCUUACUUGAUAAAUAGUAUAUUUGCAUUUUGUAUGUGUAAGCACAAAAAUUACCUGUGAUAAAAAUAAGAAUCUGCUCUCAAGUGCCAAUAACAUAAUAUUUAGAGUUCUGUGAGAAAUAUAAGCACUCUUAGAAAUGUGCCAUUUUGUCCUUCUGCCAUAUUUUAAAAUCAAGACUUUUUAUUGCUCAUAUUCUAGUCUAUUUAUUAUGUUUAAGAAUAUUGUAAGCUUUUAUAUAUGAUGCUGUGUACCUAUGUAUUAACUUUGUGACAAUAUAAAAGGCAAAAUGAUGUAUGCCCUAAUACUUAAAUAUUAUAUUGAAUAUUUCUAACGCGAGUGAAAAAGCAAUAAGAUGUAAUAUGUAUUUUUAGUUGAUCAUCACAAAGCAAAACAUGAAAAUAUUUUUUUUCAUUUUGAUGUCAAGUUCGCCUUAUUAGCAUUUUGGCUUUGGCCCUAAUAAUAAUAAUUUUUUGGCCUUUGGCCUUAUUGCUAGCUGCAUUAUGACUAAGAAGUUUGUUCUCUUCCUGAUAUUAUAAGAAAUAUUUUUCGAUAAAUUUACAACCCAGUCUACACAACAAAUCAACAAUUCCAAAUUAAAAGUCAAAUAAAUACCUAUUGAUAAAAAAAUAACGCACAAAAUAUAAUUUAUUGUGCUAAGUAUAGGUUAUUUUGUCAACGUUUUAUAGUUUAGUCCCUAUAAUUUGUAAUUAUCUAGUUCUUAUCUAUCAUCGAGCAUAUUAACAUAGAGGUGUAAUGUGAACCAUAAUAUUAUUUUUUUAUUAGACAUGUCAGUGAUGACUGAUGUUUCACUGGUAAGGUAAAACCGUAAGGGACUUAUCAGACAGACAGUGUUCACGCGGUCAAGCGUUGAAGAGGUCAGUUCUGGUUUCUUUAUGUUGUCACUUGUCACACAGAAGGCAUUCUGACGAGGUCAGAACGCCUCCUGUGUGAAUAAAUUUAUGUAACGUAAUAAUAUAACAAAAAUAACGCAAAACUGACCGCGUGACGCUUUCUUGCGUUAGGUCCCUUAGGGACCUAUUAGACAGAGUGGUCACGCGUUCAAGCAUUCUGCGAUCGCAUUUUGCGUUC